Eruca vesicaria subsp. sativa (arugula) is the source of this 1320-nucleotide messenger RNA. The record is from the annotation of a GenBank genome assembly. Lineage: Eukaryota; Viridiplantae; Streptophyta; Magnoliopsida; Brassicales; Brassicaceae.
AUGGCGCCACCAAAAGAAAAGAAACAAAAGCUUAGCACAUCUGAAACCGUAAGUCCAUCUCUCUCAAAGAAGGAUCUAAAGAAGAAAAAGAAGAAGAAGAAGAAGGCGAGCCAAUCACUAAUAACCACCACAAGUCCCUCUCACUCAGAGAAGGAAUUGGCAACCCUAAGUCCCUCUCCAAUCUCAAAGGUCAAUGUGGGAAAAGCCAUGAAGAAUCAAAACGACGUUGCUAUGUUUCUUGCGGAUAAAGUAAUCUCUGCCGUAGCUGAAAACUCAAACUUCGUUUUCUCUCCUGCAUCAGUCAACGCCGCUCUCACCAUUGUCGCAACUAGCUCAGAAGACGAAACAGUAAGAUCAUCCAUCUUAUCCUUCCUUAAGUCCUAUUCAAUGGAUGAGCUCAAAGCUGUCUACAGCGAGAUCGCUACCAAAGUCCUCGCCGACGGAAGCGCAAGCGGUGGCCCUAAAAUCUCGAACAUCAAUGGAGUGUGGAAGGAGCAGUCGCUAGGUGUUGAUCCCUUGUUGAAGGAUCUCUUUGAGAAUUACUUCAAGGCUCCUUGCGCUCUAGUUGAUUUCAGAUUCAAGGCUGAAGAAGUGCGCAAGGAGGUGAAUGCUUGGGCUUCAAGGCACACGAAUGGUCUCAUCAAAGAUAUUCUUCCUCCUGGAUCCGUUACAAGAGACACCGAUUCUAUAUUUGGAAAUGCACUCUACUUCAAAGGAACCUGGGAAGAAAAAUUCCCAAAGUCUUUGACAAGAGACCAAAAGUUUCACCUUCUCAAUGGUGGAUCAGUCACUGUGCCUUUCAUGAUGAGCCAUAAGAUGCAAUACAUUGAGCAGUACAACGGUUUUAAGGUCCUUAAGCUGCCAUUUCGACAAUCUGGUGACAUGAAUCGCCAAUUCUCAAUGUAUUUCUAUCUACCAGACGCCAAAGAUGGAUUGAAUAGUCUGGUCAAGAGGGUGGCAUCAUCCAAAGCUGAUGGGUUCUUGGAUAGUCACACUCCAUGGAAACAAGUUGAAGUUGGCCAGUUCAGAAUCCCAAAGUUUAAGAUCGAUUUCGGGUUUAAGGCUUCAAGGGCUUUCGAAGGAUCAGAUCUGGCUUCGCUUUCGCUGUACCAUAAAGCUUUGGUUGAGAUCGAUGAAGAUGGUGCAGAGGCUGCGGCUGUUACUGUUUUUUUAAGCUGUGGUGGUAGAGGCUUCAGCAGUGGUAGGAGGAUAGAUUUUGUGGCUAAUCAUCCAUUUCUUUUUAUCAUAAGAGAAGACAAAACAGGAACCGUUUUGUUCGUUGGUCAGAUCUUUGAUCCCUCUAAAUCUGCCUCUGCUUAG